AUGGCUCGGCCGAGAGACUCGCGCUCACCAAGUCCUGCAGGCAGCACCCAUAGCUCUCGCCGUCGCCGCAAUGAUGAUCGUCGAGCUAGGGAUCGACGUAAUGACGGACGGGACCAUCGGCGACGUAGCAGAUCACGCAGCCCAGAUGUGAGAAGGCAAAAACCUAACCUUGGCCGGUUUUAUUCUGACGAUCUUAUCCAUGAACAGCCCAGAAACCGCGAUCGCGAAAGAGAGAGGGACCAUGGGCGAGAGCGAGAUUAUUAUCGACGGAGAGACCGUUCUAUAGACCGGCGCGACGACAAUUAUUACCGAGGUGGACGACGAGACCACCGCGAAAGAGAUCGGAGGAGAUCCCGACAACGCUACGAUGAUCGCAAUCGAUCACCCGAUAGGCGACAUAACCACAGCCGAGAAGGUGAUCGAGAUGUGAGAAGGCGAGACGACUCCCGCAACCGCACCCCUGGGCGCCGUGAGGGUACGGCUGACUCCCUUACUCGCAGCAUUCGUGAAGACGGUAGAACACAGAAGAUCUCACUUGGCGACAGUGGGAAACCCGAUACUGAGGAGGUUCGAUUGCAAUCUCUCUUUCAUGAAAGUGUUACUGAUAGAUGUCAAUUGCAGGCACCCAAGGCAGGUUCUGGACAGUCAGAGGUUGACAAGAAGGCUGAGCGAUUAGCCAAACUCGAAGCAUGGAAGAAGAAGAAAGAGAAUGCUAGCCAGAAACAAAAAGAAGUAAACCCGAGCCAGACAAGGAACCUCUUGGCUGAAAUGGACAAGAAAGCGAGUGGGGCGUCCUCAAAAACAGUUUCUCCGUCAGUUUCUGUGAAUGCUUCGCCAGCUGCAACACCGACUGUUGCUUCACCUGUCGUCCCAUACUCUGGCAAGUUUGACCCUAAGGCCAUCGCAAAGAAAUCGGCAGCUUCCCGGACACACGAAGGCGUUAAACCAGCCUUGGGCUCUCUGGAGGGGCAGCCCGAAAAGCUUCCAGUCCCUGCCAAGCCCUCAGUGCCUGUAAAACCGUCUACCAGCGCAUCCGCUCUCCCUGCGAAUCGAACAAAAGCUAGUGGGUUUGGAUUUGUGAAGAACAGCACAGAAACUGACAAGCUCCCCACUAAACGAAAACUUGAUUUGGAUGAAGAAGACACUACUAAACGAAAACUUACUAAGCUUCCUGCCCUGCCCAUCGAAGCUGAUGACACUCCAUAUGCCGAUCAGGACGAUGAUGAAUCUGAUGGUGACAACUUUGCGGAGACUGAAGAGGAGGCCGCCGCUGCUGCUCGUGCAGCUCAUGAGAGACGGUUGCAGGCAGAGAAUCAAAUGGAUACGGGUGGAGAAGAGUCAAAGACGACCGAAACCCAGAUCAAUGGAGCUGCCAUGUCAAACACCAACGCCGCUGAACCCAACACCACCACAAAUAUGGAAAUUGAUGAGGAGGAGAAUAACGUUGAUCCACUGGAUGCAUUCAUGGCUGAUCUUAAGCAGACAGACGUGAAACAGCCGGCUAGGGCAUCCAAAGCGCAAAAGAUCCAGGAGCCGGAGGCUUACUUCAGCGACGAUGAAUAUGAUUUCAAUAAGAAGGACGCGGGUGACGCAAACGCCUUACUAGCCAUGACUGCGAAGCGAAAAAAGAAAGACAUUCCGGCGAUUGAUUACAGCAAGAUCGAAAUUGAACCUAUUCGCAAAAACUUCUGGGUCGAGCCAGCUGAACUCAGCCAACUCACAGAGGCCGAGGUAGCUGAUCUUCGCCUAGAACUCGAUGGCAUCAAGGUCAACGGCAAGGAUGUUCCCAAGCCCGUUCAGAAAUGGGCUCAAUGUGGUCUGACGCGACAAACACUCGACAUCAUUGAUAACUUGGGCUUUGAGAAACCUACCCCCAUCCAGAUGCAGGCUCUUCCUGCUCUCAUGUCGGGCCGCGAUGUCAUCGGCGUGGCGAAGACUGGUUCGGGAAAGACAAUGGCAUUCCUGCUUCCCAUGUUCCGGCAUAUCAAGGACCAGCCUCCACUGAAGGAUACAGAUGGGCCUAUCGGAUUGAUUAUGACUCCAACACGAGAACUUGCAGUCCAGAUUCAUCGAGACUGCAAACCUUUUCUCAAGAUGAUGGGUCUUCGAUCUGUCUGUGCCUAUGGUGGAGCGCCCAUCCGAGAUCAGAUUGCUGAACUCAAACGUGGCGCGGAAAUCAUUGUGUGUACACCUGGUCGAAUGAUCGAUCUUCUAGCUGCGAACCAAGGGCGGGUCACUAAUCUCAAACGAGUGACAUAUGUUGUUCUUGAUGAAGCCGAUCGAAUGUUCGAUAUGGGUUUCGAGCCUCAAGUCAUGAAGAUAUUCGCAAAUAUGCGACCUGAUAGGCAGACUAUCCUCUUCUCGGCUACGAUGCCUCGCAUCAUCGACUCACUGACCAAGAAGGUACUCGAUAAUCCUAUCGAAGUUACAGUGGGCGGCCGCAGUGUUGUGGCAAAGGAGAUUGAUCAGAUCGUUGAAGUUCGAGAUGAGCCAUCCAAGUUCCUGCGUGUUCUCGAACUGCUUGGAGAGCUCUACGACCGUGACGAGGAUGCCCGCACCCUCAUUUUCGUGGAACGUCAAGAAAAGGCGGACGAUUUAUUGAAAGAGCUUAUGAUCAAGGGUUACCCCUGCAUGUCCAUUCAUGGAGGUAAAGAUCAGAUUGAUCGUGAUUCUACCAUCUCAGACUUCAAGAAGGGUGUCGUGCCUAUCUUGAUCGCUACUUCGGUGGCAGCUCGUGGUCUUGAUGUCAAGCAACUCAAGCUCGUUAUUAACUACGACGCACCGAACCACUUGGAGGAUUAUGUCCAUCGUGCUGGCCGAACUGGCCGUGCUGGCAAUACUGGUGUCGCUGUCACGUUUGUCACGCCAGAGCAGGAGAACUGCUCUGUCGGCAUUGCCAAGGCUCUUGAACAGAGUGGGCAGCCGGUGCCAGAAAGGCUCGACGAGAUGAGGAAAGCUCAUCGUGAAAAAGUGAAAUCUGGCAAGGCCAAGGAUACCUCUGGCUUUGGCGGCAAGGGUCUCGAUCGUCUUGAUCAGGAACGAGAGGCUGCCCGCCUCCGCGAGCGCAAGACCCACAAGGCCGAGGGCGAGGAGGAGGAGGUCAAAGAAGAUAAGAAGGAAGAGGAGGACGAUAAGGCAGAGAAGGCUCUCAGUGCGAUCCGCGCAGCAGCGUCAGGCGUUCAAGCGCGCGAGUCAGCAAAGGCUGAAGGUGCAGAAGUCAAGCCUACUCAGCAGGCAACCAUUACUGUUGGAGUAAAAGACAAGUCCAAAGACCCGCUCGACAAGGUCAGCUCAGCUGUGUCCGCCAUCAACAGCCGCCUCGGAAAGGCUGGCCAACUUCGUGCUGGUCAGCCUAUCGACAACAAGGGCCCAGAUGCUGGUGCAUUCCAUGCCACAUUAGAAAUCAACGAUUUCCCUCAAAAGGCCAGAUGGGCUGUCACCAACCGAACCAACGUCGCCAAGAUCCUGGAAGCUACAGGUACAUCGAUCACAACAAAGGGCAACUUUUACCCACCAGGUAAAGAGGUUCCCGCUGGAGCCGAACCCAAAUUGUACAUUCUCAUCGAAGGCGAUACCGAAGUUGUUGUUGGAUCCGCUCUCAGCGAACUCACGCGCCUAUUAAGAGAAGGAACAAUAGCUGCUGCAGAUGCUGACAGUCGAGCACCAGCCAGUGGGCGCUAUACAAUUACCUAG
This is a messenger RNA of Fusarium musae, 3693 nucleotides long. It is a transcript of the gene PRP5, whose product is annotated as pre-mRNA processing RNA-helicase. Gene Ontology annotation, molecular function: ATP binding; RNA binding; RNA helicase activity. NCBI's taxonomy places the organism in Eukaryota, Fungi, Ascomycota, Sordariomycetes, Hypocreales, Nectriaceae. The record is from RefSeq and is a predicted model, not a curated record. The coding region runs from base 1 to 3693 and encodes 1230 amino acids. The transcript is spliced from 2 exons.